CCAGCUCAACUCGACACGAAGAGCUAAAAUCAACAACAAAUCUUUAAACAAACUCACAAAUACUGCUCUGGCUAACAGACAUUUAUAAAAACAACACUUUCGGGCUGUUCCAGCUUUUGUAGUUGUGGUAUGUGAACAGUUUACCUCCUGAGCUCGAGCGCUGGUCAACUUUUGCUAGGAUGCUAAAGUUAAGUUAGCUAAAGGUUUUCGGGAUGUUUUCGAGUUUUCUCUACAUUUAAUCCAACAUGACAACAGCGUUGUAUUAGCUCGUAAACGUAAUGGUUAACAGUUAAUAAGUCCACGGUACACACGGGUAAAUAUCGGUUAACGCUGGCUGCGUGUUGUCGUUAUGGGAGAGAAGGAGCUGAGUCUCAUUGACAAGAAUAUAACGAGUUUGCUGGAUGUCCCUCUGAAUCCCACUGUAACAUCACUCAAUCUGCACUGCAAUCACAUCCCGAGGAUCGAGGGCCUGACCUCAUCUUGGCACCUGCGGCACUUAGACCUUUCUUCCAAUUGCAUUUCAGAGAUUGAGGGUCUAAGUUCCCUCACUUCCCUACGGACUUUAAAUUUAUCCUGUAACUUAAUCACCAAGGUUGAAGGACUGAACGGACUUGUGAACCUAACGAGAUUAAACUUGUCCUACAAUCAGAUAAACAACCUCACUGGAUUGUUGUAUCUUCAUGGCACUGGAUACAAGCUGAAGCACCUCAGUCUCCAUGGCAACCACCUGGACAGCAUCGAUCACCUCCUGCAGUGCCUGCUGGGAUUGCAAAGUUUAGGAGAGGUCACGUUGAGUCAGGAUGACAGAGACAACCCUCUGUGUAGGUCACCAGGUUACAGGGAGAUUGUUAUUCAGUCAUUGCCACAGAUCUCUGCUCUGGACGGUCUGGACCGGCUUGGAAAUCCAACACUUCCAGGUCUAGGGAGUCCCUGUGAUAUCCCUGGACUAGAGGACUACCUGGACCUCCUGCUGUCCUCGGAUACUAGUCACAGUGAAGUGAUUAGAGAGAAUGCCCACGUCACCACACCCCGUAUCAAUGAGGUGCUGACCCAGUUUCGCCAGCGCAUUGCCUCCCAAGCAAUCACAGAUCCAGUCGCACAGGUUUCCUCUGCUGCGACCGAUCCAGCAGACCCAGUUAAUGAACAACGUAUCAGGAAACUGGAGCACCAGGUGUCCCAGCUCAUCCAGAAGGUCCCUGCGGAGAAUAAAUCCAGCAGCUCUACUCAUUCUGCGGUGACGGUACGCAAAGCCAAGAGGGACACAGAUCGCACGUCAGAAAGUGAGUGUGACAGCGGGAAGGAAAAUAGGAGGCGCUCCAGGAUCCCCAAACAUCGGAACAGCAUAACAUCAAGGACGACCCCAAAGGAGACCAAGAGCCGGAGAUCAGACAGCGAUCAGGAGAAUCAUAAACAGAGGAGUUCAAAAUCGGCUGAGGGGCCCAGGAGGAAGACUGGCGGCGCAGGAGGCACAGACGCAGCGAGGCCAAUAAGGAGGGAACCUGUGAGAGCUGCUAAGGCCUCGGGCGACGUGAAAACAAAGUCCACCGAGGAGGAGGAAACCUACAGGACUAUUGUGGAGGAGCGUGACCAGGAGAGGGAGAGGCGCUGGAAGGCUGAGCAGGCUGUGAGGAAACUAACAGAGGAGCUAAAGUGCCUGCAGACAAAGGUCCACGAGGAAAAAGACCUGCAGAGCAUGGCCCUGCACACUACCGACAGACUGAAAGAAAUGUUACUGAAGGAGCGAUCGGGGCGCUCUGAACUGCAGACUCGUGUUGAGGAGCUGGAGGGGAGGUGUCAGUCCCUAACGCAGCAGCUGGAGCAGGCCCGCAGCAGUGAGGAGCAACAUAAGACUGCACUGCACAGACUGGAGGAAAGCAUCUCCCAUGGAGAGACGCUCAGGGCUCGCCAGCAGGCUGAGGAGAUGAAGCGGCACCAGGAGCUGGAGAACAAGGCUGCAGCUCUGAAGAGAGAGUUGGACCUCCAGAGAGCCUCGGUGCAUCAGCAUAAACACAAACUGCAGCAGCUGCAUGAACUGCUGGCAUCCAGGGAACAAGAGCACAGAAAACAGCUGGAUUUGCGGUUGCAGCCUGGCGGGGCAGAUUUCCGUGACGCAGUGGCGAGAGAAGUUGCAUUGGUGGAAGAGAGACACGGCCACAGGGAGGUGGAGCUGCAGGAGAAGCUUGCAGAGGGCAGGCGACAGUACGCCGCUCUGGAGGACGAGUUCCGCAUGGCGCUAACCAUCGAGGCUGCUCGCUUCUCUGAGGUAAAGGAGGCUUGUGAUCAGAUGACUGCAGAGCUGUUGGGGCUGAAGGCGACGCUCGCCCAGUCCCAGCAGAGGGAGAAGAAAUCGGGCUCACUGGUGCAGGAGCUCACUGCCAUGGUCAAGGAACAGAAGAGCCGCAUCACAGAUCUCAUAAAAGCCAAGAGGGACGCCGUCACUGAUCUGAAGAGCCGUGUGCGUUCCUUAGAAGCAGAGGUGGAGCAGGACCGGCGUGUCGGCCUGCAGCUCGAACUGCUCAAGAAAGACAAGGCACGUCUGCUGUCUCAGCUCACGGCUCAGGAGUCGGUGAUCGACGGCCUCAGGGCGGAGAGGAGGAUCUGGGGUCAGGAGCUCGCUCAGCAAGGUGCGUCCUUGGCUCAGGAUCGCGGACGCCUGGAGGCCAGGAUAGAGGUGCUGGGCACUGAGCUGGAGACUCAGAAGAAACAGAACGAGAGAGACAGCGAUGCCUUAAAAAUCAAAACCAAGAUAAUUGACGACCAGACAGAGACCAUCCGCAAACUCAAAGAGGCCCUGCAGGAGCGUGAUGAUCAAAUCCGUAGGCUGCGUGAGGAGGCGGUCCAGGCCCAGAAGAGGCUCCAGGAGCAGCAGGAGGAGGAAACAGCUCGGCAGGCUGAGCUGAGGGAGCGUGUGGAGCAUUUGAGCCUGCGCAAGGAGGAGCUGAAACAGCAGCUGGAGGACAAGGAGGCAGAGCUGGAGGAGAUGAAAAGAGUUCACAGUGAUUCCAGUAAGAAGUGGCAGGCGAAGGCGGAGCUGCUGACUCGACUGGAGAGCCAGGUGAAGCGCAUGAAGGAGAACUUUGACUCUAAGGAGCGCUCGCUGCUGGAGGAACGAGAUAAAGCGACAGAAGCACACAAAGCUACAGUGGAGAAGUUACGCUGUGUUGAUGACGCAUUUCGUCGACAGCUAGAGUCUGCUCAGGCUGCACAUCAAGCUGAGCUGCUUCGACUGGCCAAUGAGAAGCAGAAACAGAUUGAACAAGCCAAUCAGAAGGUGUUUGAAGUGGAGGAGGAGAUGCGUCAGCUGCUGGAGGAGACGGAAACUAACAAGAGAAUCAUGGAAGAGAAAAUGAAACGUCUCACAAGUGUACUAAAAGACUUUUAACACAUGCUAUAUGGUAGCAUUUAAAU
Plectropomus leopardus (leopard coralgrouper) is the source of this 3408-nucleotide messenger RNA. It is a transcript of the gene lrrcc1, whose product is annotated as leucine rich repeat and coiled-coil centrosomal protein 1. Gene Ontology annotation, cellular component: cytoplasm; centrosome. The record is from RefSeq and is a predicted model, not a curated record. Gene Ontology annotation, molecular function: protein binding. NCBI's taxonomy places the organism in Eukaryota, Metazoa, Chordata, Actinopteri, Perciformes, Serranidae.